Molecule: messenger RNA, 3087 nt
Organism: Phragmites australis (common reed)
Lineage: Eukaryota; Viridiplantae; Streptophyta; Magnoliopsida; Poales; Poaceae
Product: potassium transporter 18
Exons: 10
Coding region: 546-2909 (787 amino acids)
Biological process (GO): potassium ion transmembrane transport
Cellular component (GO): membrane
Molecular function (GO): potassium ion transmembrane transporter activity
Source: RefSeq, a predicted model, not a curated record
CGGGGACACAGAAUUGCAACCAGUCCCAACAAUUAUCUCCAUUCCUCACCGUUUACAUCAAUCUGCUUGCUAGUUGCUAUCGGACCAAAAAAAUCGUCAAUUAUUCUCCUAGAAAAUCCUACCCUUUCCCCCCACCAGCGCACAUCCAUCCCCCUCCGAACUGCUGAUCUCACGCGAAUCUUUUUCUCAGCAUCUUCCUCCUCGCCACGAGGCAGGCAGGCAGCCCCUCUCCACGUGUGGCCCGUGUGCGUGAGUCCGUUGUUCUUCUUGAUGGUCCCGUAGGGCAGCGGCUUCUCUUCUCUCCCCGGUCCCGCGAAUCUUAGAGGUGAAUAGGAAUUGGAGGCUGCGGUUAAAAUUCGGCCUUGGAAUGGUUUCGGAGCCUCGGAGGGUCGUCAUCGGCUGCUUAGAUUGGUGUUCGGGGCGCGCGAAUCGGCUCAAGUUUUGAUCUUGGCGUGCUCUUGAGUCUGGAAGCCCGGGAUUCCUUGGAGUUUUGUUCUGAUUUUUUUAAGGCGGUAAGACUGUGCUGCUGCUGAUUGUCCGAGCUCAUGGAGACUACCAACUCAACUAAUGAGCAUACCGGUAGGGGGGCAAUGUGGGAGCUGGAAAGGAAUCUCGAUCAGCCCAUGGAUGCAGAAGCCGGGAGAUUGAGGAAUAUGUAUAGGGAAAAGACCUACCCAACAAUUUUACUGUUACAACUAGCUUUCCAAAGCCUUGGUGUGGUGUUUGGAGAUUUAGGCACGUCGCCUCUAUAUGUUUUCUACAACAUCUUUCCUCAUGAAAUAGAAGACACGGAACAAGUUAUUGGAGCACUCUCGCUUAUUAUUUACUCCCUUACUCUGAUUCCACUUGUUAAAUAUGUCUUCAUUGUCUUGAGGGCAAACGAUAAUGGCCAAGGUGGAACAUUUGCUCUUUAUUCACUGCUUUGUCGACAUGCUAAGAUAAAUACUAUUCCCAAUCAGCAUAGAACCGAUGAAGAAUUAACAACAUACAGCUGCCACACAUACGAUGAUAAAUCUCUUGCUGCAAAGAUCAAAAGAUGGUUAGAAGGACAUCAAUUCAGAAAAAAUAUAAUUCUUAUUCUUGUUCUUUUUGGCACUUGCAUGGCAGUUGGAGAUGGAAUCCUCACUCCUGCCAUAUCAGUUCUUUCUGCAACUGGAGGAAUACAAGUGGAAGAGCCUAAAAUGAGGAAUGAUGUGGUUGUAAUCGUCUCUGUGGUGAUAUUGAUUGGAUUAUUCAGCAUGCAACACUAUGGUACUGAUAAAGUCAGCUGGCUUUUUGCGCCAAUAGUAUUCGUUUGGUUCAUACUCAUUGGAAUCCUGGGGGCUGUAAACAUUUCCAAAUACGAUCAAUCAGUUCUGAAGGCGUACAAUCCUGUCUAUGUAUAUCGGUACUUUAAGCGAGGGAAGAGUAGCUGGGCUUCUUUAGGAGGAAUUAUGCUCAGCGUUACAGGUACAGAAGCACUAUUUGCUGACCUUUCAUUUUUCCCUGUACAAGCUAUUCAGAUUGCUUUCACUACGGUUGUGUUCCCAUGCCUUCUUUUGCAAUACACUGGUCAAGCUGCCUACAUAGCUCAGAACAAACAUCAAGUCUCCCAUGCCUUCUAUUAUUCCCUUCCAGAGAGUGUACUUUGGCCGGCAUUUGUUGUUGCAACAACUGCUGCAAUAGUUGCUAGUCAGGCGACUAUAUCUGCGACAUAUUCAAUUAUCAAGCAAGCACUUGCUCUAGGAUGCUUUCCCAGAGUGAAGAUUAUUCAUACCUCCAAGAAGUAUCUCGGCCAGAUAUACAGCCCUGAUAUCAAUUGGAUCCUUAUGGUUUUCUGCAUAGCUGUUACGGCUGGAUUUAAAAACCAAAGUCAGAUAGCAAAUGCAUAUGGUACUGCUGUGAUAAUGGUUAUGCUUGUGACAACAUUUCUUAUGAUCCCCAUAAUGCUGCUAGUGUGGCGCAGCCACUGGGCCUUGGUCAUCCUUUUCACUUCAUUGUCAUUGGCUGUUGAAAUUCCAUACUUCUCUGCUGUCAUGCGGAAGAUCGAUCAGGGUGGCUGGGUUCCGCUUGUGUUCGCUGCCGCCUUCCUCAUCAUCAUGUAUGUAUGGCACUAUGGUACACUCAAGCGCUAUGAAUUUGAGAUGCACAGCAAGGUGUCCAUGGCAUGGAUCCUAGGCCUUGGUCCAAGUCUUGGUCUGGUCAGAGUCCCUGGCGUAGGCCUGGUGUACACAGAGCUAGCGAGUGGUGUUCCUCACAUCUUCUCGCACUUCAUCACCAACCUCCCAGCGAUCCACUCCACUCUGGUCUUUGUAUGCGUCAAGUACCUUCCUGUCUACACUGUGCUACCAGAUGAAAGGUUCCUUGUGAAGCGAAUCGGUCCCAAGAACUUUCACAUGUUUCGUUGUGUGGCACGGUAUGGCUACAAGGACAUCCACAAGAAGGACGACGACUUCGAGCAUAUGCUCUUCAACAGCCUGCUGCUCUUUGUCCGGCUGGAGAGUAUGAUGGAAGAGUACACAGACUCUGAUGAGUACAGCACCCGUGAGCUGAACCAGGCAAGCAACGCCAAUCUGAGAAGCAACGGCAUCAGCACCAGUUCAAACAUGGAGCUCAGCUACACAUCCCAUGACUCUAUUAUACAGGUGCAAUCUCCAAAUCAUACGGGGAACAGCCAGGUAAUGUCAUCGGGACAGACGUUCCAGACCGUAGGCGACGAGAUCGAGUUCAUGAACGCGUGCAGGGACACUGGGGUGGUGCAUAUCCUCGGGAACACAAUCAUCAGGGCUCGUAGAGAUUCAGGGUUUGUCAAGAAGAUUGCCAUCAAUUACCUGUAUGCUUUCCUCAGGAAGAUCUGUAGGGAGAACAGUGCCAUCUUCAAUGUUCCCCAUGAGAGUCUACUGAAUGUUGGGCAAGUCUUCUAUGUGUAAGCGGAAAGUAAAUGCAAGUAGAUGAGAUUUUCAGCCUCAGAACUAUUCAUGAGAAGCCGGUGUUUGUUCAUAGCCUAGGAGGGUGUCUUCGUCGAAAGAAUUGUACAGCAUAUACGUACAGUAUUUGGUUGUUAAAACCCAGAGUAAUUUUACAGUAUAUGUGCCCAGGUUUAUUUCA